Ochlerotatus camptorhynchus is the source of this 609-nucleotide messenger RNA. RefSeq names its product mantle protein-like. The coding region runs from base 1 to 609 and encodes 202 amino acids. NCBI's taxonomy places the organism in Eukaryota, Metazoa, Arthropoda, Insecta, Diptera, Culicidae. The record is from RefSeq and is a predicted model, not a curated record. The transcript has 2 exons.
AUGAAGGCGUUUAUUGUGUUCUUAUUGGCUCUGGCUAUCGCCAGCUGUGCAGCAGUUGAUGAUUCAAAGAAAGACAAACGUGGCCUCUGGGAGGAAGGGCUGGAGCAUGGAAACCACUUCGAUGAUGACGCAGAGCACGACAAUUAUGAGCAGGAAGAUCAUCAUCAACAUCAGCACUUGGAUUUAGACCAUCAUCAACAUCAGCACUUGGAUCUGGAUCAUCAUUGGGAAUCGGAAAAUGAUGUGAAGCAUGUUAUCACCAAGCAAGUUCCAGUUCCUUAUCCAGUGGAAGUAGAGAAGCACGUCCCGGUGCAUGUGAACGUCCCAUAUCCAGUGCACACCGAGAAAAAGGUACCGGUGGUAGUUGAAAAGCAUGUUCCAGUGUACGUCGAGAAGAAGGUGCCCGUCCACGUGGACCGUCCAGUUCCAUACCCAGUGAAGGUUGAGGUCCCAGUCUACCAAAAGGAGUACAUUGAGGUCCCAAAACCGUACGCAGUUCAUGUCGACAAGCCUUAUCCAGUUUACGUGAAACAGCCCGUUUACAUCGAGAAGCCUGUGCCAGUCACUGUGUAUAUUAAGAAACACGAGAAGAAAUCGUUCUGGGGUUGA